AUGACGAAGCUGGAAAACAUUCUAGCUUCAUUCAUGACUAGCACUCAGGCUGCUAUCACAUCACUGGAGGCAGGUCAGCGGAACCAGGGUGCCAUUUUGCAGGAUCUGCAGACCCAGGUGGGCAUCUUGGCCCGCCAGAGCACCACCAGGGCACCGGGGACUCUGCCUGCCACCACUGUUCCUAAUCCUCGAGAUCCUCACCAGCAUCAGCAGCUGGAUGCCAGUUUUACCAGGAGCGGUAAGGUGAUAUCUGCUGAUCCUGCCCCGGCCAGACAGGAGGAACAACUACCUGCUUCAGCACUUCCAGCCGACGAUGCAGAAGUGCGGGUGGAGAAGGAAGCCCCUGCCCCCAAGCCACAACCAGUGGUUAAGGAGCAUGUACCCCAGCUUCCCUUCCCCACUCGUCUACACAAGGACAAGCUGGAGACUGAGUUUGCCAAGUUCAUGGCAAUGUUGAAGCAGCUCAACAUCGGCAUACCGUUCAUGGAGGCACUGUCGAAGAUGCCCAAGUAUGCCAAGUUCAUGAAAGAUAUCUGCACCAACAAGAAGAAACUUGGGGAUCUCUCGACAGUGAUGCUCAGUGAGGAGUGUUCUGCUAUCCUGCAGAACAAGCUGCCCGAGAAGCGCAAGGAUCCAAGGAGUUUUACUAUCCCUCUUACUAUUGGCAGCAUGCAUGUAGGAAAGUCCUUGACGGACCUAGGCGCUAGCAUUAACGUCAUGCCAUAUAAGUUGUAUAAAAUUCUAGACCUAGGUGAAUUUAGCCCUACUAGGAUGAGCAUUCAGUUAGCUGAUCGUUCUAUCGUGCAUCCUAAGGGUAUCAUUAAGGAUCUGCUUGUUAAAGUAGGUACAUUCACAUAUCCUGUUGAUUUUGUUAUUCUUGCUGUGCAUGAGGAUGUGGAUGUGCCUUUGAUUCUAGGUAGGCCAUUUCUUGCCACCGCCAAGGCACUUAUUGAUGUGCAUGAUGGUAAGUUGAUCUUGCGUGCUGGGAAUGAACAGGCUACUUUUUCUGUGACUGAGUUUGAUCACUGUGUUAUGAUUGAUGUCACGCCUGUGCAUGCUAUGUCUGAUCAGGUACACGAGCCUGUCGUGUAUCCUUCUGCACCUCCUAUUUUGCAGGACCCUCCUAUUAUUCCUUCGCCGCCACUCCAUCCAGCCUCACCUCCGAACAAAAAGCUCAAGGAGGAGUGGCGACCGAAGCCGCAGGUUGCUAAGCCUGCACGUAAGAAGAGUGGAGACCACUAUGAGCUGGUCCCACCUCCUGCACCACGACCACCCUGGCCGUCUGGGUACUCACUCUCCUGCAUCUUGCCAGAUGGGCAGGUCGAGCUGACUGAUGAGGGUGGUCGCAUCCGUCGGGUGCAUGGCCACAACCUCAAGCUGUACCUCAAGAGCGACGUGGAUCCGCUCUUGGAGGCACCUGUUCCUGCACCGCCCUGA
This is a messenger RNA of Linum trigynum, 1437 nucleotides long. NCBI's taxonomy places the organism in Eukaryota, Viridiplantae, Streptophyta, Magnoliopsida, Malpighiales, Linaceae. The record is from the annotation of a GenBank genome assembly.